GCGCAAACAUGAUGAAUUCGGAAAUGAGCAGCAGCAUGCUUUCAGGGCGUCCUGAAAGUGAAUUCAGCAUCGAGUGCUUCCAAAACUACACUGCUCCGGAAGUGUUUGUACAAGGCUUGGCCGGGCUGGUCAACCAGACGGAUGUGGAAGUGAUGAUACGGGCGCAAAAGCAAAUGUUGCAGCGCUUCGAGAAAACGAAUGAAAUGCUCAUCAACUGCAAUUCGCUCAGCAACAGCCGGCUAAAGAUAGCGACGGACGAUUUUAAGAAACACACGAAGCUCUUGCACGACAUGAAGAAGGACUUGGAUUACAUCUUUCGGAAGAUACGUACGAUCAAGACGAAAAUCGGAAACCAGUACCCGGCGGCGUAUGCCGAGGCGGAAGCCAAGGCGAAGCCGUUCAGUUUCGACGAGGAGGAUGAAAUCGAUACGGCCAGCCGGGCGGAAACGCUCGAUGAGCGACCAGCCGGAGGUGGUGCGUCGUCCACUUCGACGCCAGCCAAAGCAUCGGGCAGCAAAACUCGGAAUGGGCCCCCAGGAUCGGAUGUUAAGGAGCGCCAAAAGCUUUCGGCCAGUGGAAGCAGAGAAAACUCCACCGUCGGGUACGUGAAAAUGGAGCAGAGCCCGGAGAACCGAAAAACCGGCGGUGGCUCGAGUGGCGAACAGAAACGGCGCUCUCUCCGCUCGGCGCAGAGCAGCUCGACGGACAAUUCGAACGAUUCGUCCGAUUGCACUUCCGACACGGGCUGAAAAGUUGCUUCGCUCCUCACCGAUACAGAUCUCAGCCGUCAUCAAUCAGACGGACAUGAAGAACGUUACCAUUUAGUCUCUUAACGGCCAUACAAAGUUUUAGUGAGUUGUGUUAGGCAUAAGAAGUUCACAGGUUGCUGUUUCGUCGUUUCCACUAACGAUAGUAACGACCAUUUUUAAUUAACUAAAAAAUAAAGCUUUAAUGUGUUCGUUCUUUCGCAUAAUUUAAAACUAUUGAGUCCAAUUCACGAAUAAAGGCG
Messenger RNA from Anopheles bellator, 1009 nucleotides. Its product is annotated as kxDL motif-containing protein CG10681. Gene Ontology annotation, biological process: lysosome localization. The transcript has 2 exons. Gene Ontology annotation, cellular component: BORC complex. The record is from RefSeq and is a predicted model, not a curated record. Bases 9 to 749 code for a protein of 246 amino acids. NCBI's taxonomy places the organism in Eukaryota, Metazoa, Arthropoda, Insecta, Diptera, Culicidae.